UGUGUUGGGCCUUUCACCGACAUACGAUGAGCUUAUGUGAAUUCUUAACGUUUCACGGUUUUUUUUUCUAGAGACGCGAAGUUUAUCUUAUCGUUGACCUCAAAGUCCACGCGACGCUGGCACACAUUGUUCAAUCCUGACUUUCGUCUUUCGCUCAUUUUCUUUUCAGUCCCGUCAUCGUUCAGCAGCAUAUGAAGCUUCACUUUUAUCAGUCUGAUAACACUGCGGGAAAAAAGCUAUCAUACGAGCCGAUAGAUGGCAAUCUGUCGCUUCCGUGGCUCAAGCAAACUAGACUUGUUGCUCUAGAUUCCCAGUAUGUGGAAAUGGAGGCUCCAAGUGACCCAGCGGUGGGAAUAGCAAGAGCCCUAGCAUUCCAUUUGAGAGACAUUGGAAUUUUUGAUGGGUAUGACCCUGACGACGGUGGAGAAAGCGGUGGGUAUUCCGAUUUUACAUGCAAGCUAGAGCUUGUGUUGAUCCAUUCCAACAAGGAAUACCAGAUUGUUCUUAAUCUUUACUACCGGUACCGAGGGGACAAAAAGGAGAGCCAAAAAACCGACUUGUCAGAUGUACAAAUAUCAAAUUGGCUUUUUGAUCGCAUAGUCAAUGACUCAAAUAGUCUGCCCCUUAUAGAGAUGAAGCUUAGACAUCUUUUGCAGUUGGACUGUCUCAACUGCACCAUUAACGGCUUGGAGGUUGAGCUUUGAGUGCUCGAAACAACGGGGCGCGCUGGGUCGACACCCCACAAAAAGCAAAGACAGAUUCAGAAAAUGGCUGUUUUGCAGUUUGAUAAUCCUACAAAUUUUAGUUCUUCAU
Messenger RNA from Metschnikowia bicuspidata var. bicuspidata NRRL YB-4993, 813 nucleotides. RefSeq lists its product as uncharacterized. The record is from RefSeq and is a predicted model, not a curated record. The transcript has a single exon. NCBI's taxonomy places the organism in Eukaryota, Fungi, Ascomycota, Pichiomycetes, Serinales, Metschnikowiaceae. Bases 192 to 704 code for a protein of 170 amino acids.